Volvox carteri f. nagariensis is the source of this 3392-nucleotide messenger RNA. RefSeq lists its product as uncharacterized. Lineage: Eukaryota; Viridiplantae; Chlorophyta; Chlorophyceae; Chlamydomonadales; Volvocaceae. Bases 1 to 3015 code for a protein of 1004 amino acids. The transcript is spliced from 10 exons. The record is from RefSeq and is a predicted model, not a curated record.
AUGUCAAGGUGUGUUAGCCAGCCUCCAGCUUCGAAAUCCAAGGUUUAUGGGUCUGCCAGCUUGGGCCAUGCUAAUGUUCGCGGCAAGGAGGUUGACCUCUCGUUGGCAAGCGGUGUCGGAAGCCACGAGGUGGCCGAACAGCAGCGCCGAGACGCGAAGCAGUUUGACCGGUGGAUGACGCUUCAGGGAGCCCACGUCGACUUUCUGUCCUACAUCAUGGCGCUGCUAAUGUGCGUUGUGACGCUGACGCGCGCCGGGAGCUACGCCGCCGGCUGCCCGAGCCGUUCGGCUAUUGCCGCAUUAGCUGCCACGCAGCCUGCCGCCGCCGGGGGGCUCCCCGGCGGCGGCGGCGGCGGCGGCGGCGGCGGCAGCCCCCGUGCCUGUGGGUCCCGCUUCUCCGCCGAUGCUGCCUUGCUAGCUUCCUUCCCUUGCGCCGCUGGUGACCUGCGGCAGUACAUCUACACGCUAAGGCACCUUCCUGCUAGUGUGCUGCACGCUGCCGUACGCCGAGACUUCAGCGUGCUGCUCUACAUGUUCUCGCUGACGGCAGCGCUGGUGUUGCUGCUGUGCUGGCCUACGCUGUACGUCAGUGUACGGCACCCGGUAGUGCUGACGAUCCGCUUCACAAUGAUGAUCGGCAACCUGCUCGCCGCCGCCUACGCACCUCCCGCCUGUAUCCCCGCCACAACGGUUUUGUACUACAUGCCGUCGUACAAACACGUCAUCGGUGGCGUGCUGAAUCUGGGCUUCGUGUACUUCGCCGCGGUUGCAGUGGCGCUAGAGCGGGUUCCGCUGUCGUACCAGUUACCGUUUGGUUUGUUGGAGUGGUUUCUUGCGGUUUUCUCCGCUCACACCGCCACCCUCCGCACGCUGGGCGCUCCCUCCGCCGCCGGCCUUCUGCGGCCGCGGUGGCUGCUGCCGCACCUGGCGUUGUACUUCGCUGCGCCCUGCUGGGCGGUCUGGGAACUGGAGGGGGCGCAGAGGAACAAAUUCAGACAGAUCAUGGUUACGGUCAGCGCCCGGCGGCAGCAAGCUGCCGGGGAGCGCCCUCCGGCGGCGGCGGCGGCGGCGGUUUCAGACCGUGGACAUAGUUUCGGAUCGCGUUCUGUCGCUUGCGUACGGCGCUUCAUCCUUUCACCAACAGCCAAGGUGCCGUACAACGACCGCAACACCUACGCUGGCGGCGCCGCCGCAGCAGCUAAUCUGGGGUCUGAACGUACGACAACUCCGGCAGCCACGUCCUGCUCCUCCAUCGGCGGCGCAUCCGACGCCGUACGACGGGCACCGGCAAUAAAUGGUGCUUCACCGUACGGCAAACACGUACUCGCCUCCGCCGGCGCCUCGACGCCUCUCGCCACCAAGGUUCCCCCCGUCGCGGACCGUGAGGAGGGCGGCGGCGGCGGCUACAAAUCGGCUGGGAGCAAAACGCAAGCUCAGCCUGCCGCCGCGGUGGCGGCGGCGGCGGCGGCGGCACCGCCGCCGCCUCAUCAGCAUCAGCCCUCCGUCAGCCCUCCGCCAAUCCUCCGCGGCGUGCUGGUGGGCAAACCUGACGAGCGGCGCACUACAGUACUUGAUCAUCACCAUCACCAUCACCAUCACCAUCCUUGUCAUGAUCGUGAUCGGUUGCAGCGGCAGCGGCAUCCGCUGCCUGCCUACCAGGCACUCACACGUGCUGUGUUUUUAUCUGUGAAGGUGAAGACGCACGAGGAGAUGCCCUUCCCGCAGGCAGCAGCCGUGCUGGGGGCAACCUUUCGUACAACGAUGUUAAACCUGGCGGUGGCGGCGGCGUCGGCGGCGGCGACGCCGCCAGGGCCGGUUUGUACGACAGCGUCGACGCCGGUUCAGCGGUUGCCAUCCAUGGCGCUAGCUUCCAGUGUGGUUGUCGAGGGCUGCGUGCACCUGCUCAGCGUCGUUACCAGCAUCGGCGACCCGUGGGUCAGUGAGGCAAGUAGCGCCAGCGGCGGCGGCGGCGGCGGCGGCCGCGCAGCCAACGAUUAUUAUGGCGGCACCAUGUUGCACGUCGAAGCCGACGGCAUCGACAAGGUUCAAGCGCUUCCAGAGCUGCUCUCCGCGCUAUGGCAACAGCAGCAGCAACAGCAACAGCAUUCGUUGUGGCGGCAGCAGCAGCGGCAGGUGCAGGGGCAACAGGAGCAGCUACAGCUACAGCUACAGCGGUAUCCUCCGGGCGCCUCCUGGUGCCAGCAACAGCUACAGCUUUUUCUGGAUCCAGUUGCCGUACCGACGGCGACCACGGCACCCAUGCAGGAACCGGAAUUCGUACAGGUGUCGGUGGUGCUGCUGACGGCGCAGCCAGCGGCGGCGGUGCGCGUGGUCGUUGUCGGCACUCGGCCGCUGGCGACGCUGCCGCUGCUGGCGGUGCCGACGGCGGCAGCUGCGGGGGAGCUGUGCAGCUUACAUGUCGCGAUGGCGGAGCAGCAGCUGGAGCAGCAGCAGCAGCGGCGGCGGCACGACGUCGUUCGCGGCCAAGGAGACAUGGAGGGGAGCUCUGGGGGGGGCUAUGCCGUGGCGGGCAUUGGCGACUCCGAAACCACUCCGACACCCGGGAUGGUGAUGGAGAUCGUGGGGCCGGCCGCGGCAGUAGCAGCGGCAGCGGCCUUCAACCUACAGUUUCUGCCGCUGGCGUACGACAUGGCGCAUCUGCUAACAGUCUGCUGUUGUACGGCGGCUGGUGGCGGCGGCGACCCCGCUGCGGCUGGGAGUAAUCCCGCGUCGGCCGGCUCUGUAACGGAGGUGGAAGUGUACGGCAACGGGAGCGGGCUGAGCUGGGCUGGUUCCGCCUUCGACGGCGGAGUUGUCGGCGUCGGCGGCGCCGUCGCCGCCAUUGAUGACGGCUCGCCGCUGGCGGCUCUGGCUUCCUCCGUGUUGUCCUUCCUGGGGCAAUGCGGCGUCAAGAUGACGGCGAUGGAGGAGGAGUUGCGCGGAUUGCUGCUCAGGCAUAAGGGAAUCAGCCAUGCUGCAGCGCUCUCAUUCUUGCGAGACACGGGCAUGGAUUAGGGUUUUGCCUUUUCCCGGAACACAACCCAAGUGCCGGUCUUGUAACCCUCAUGUGCGCCGGAGCAAGCAAAAGACAACCCUUGAGGCAUGGCGGUGUUUAUAUACCCUGUCCAGUAAUGUACCCUGUCCAGUAAUGUACCCUGUCCAGUAAUGUACCCUGUCCAGUAAUGUACCCUGUCCAGUAAUAUACCCUGUCCAGUAAUAUACCCUGUCCAGUAAUAUACCCUGUCCAGAAUAUACCCUGUCCAGUAAUAUACCCUGUCCAGUAAUCAAACACAAACAGCGAUCGAUGAAUCAAACAGCGAGAGAUACAAACAUUCAUUCUCUUUCUCUCACAUGCCGUACAGAUUAGCGCUGUACUGUACGACAUACCCGUU